Messenger RNA from Plasmodium relictum, 1035 nucleotides. Its product is annotated as mitochondrial ribosomal protein L46 precursor, putative. Gene Ontology annotation, cellular component: mitochondrial large ribosomal subunit. Bases 1 to 1035 code for a protein of 344 amino acids. Lineage: Eukaryota; Apicomplexa; Aconoidasida; Haemosporida; Plasmodiidae. The transcript has a single exon. The record is from RefSeq and is a predicted model, not a curated record. Gene Ontology annotation, molecular function: structural constituent of ribosome.
AUGAUAAAAAAAAUUAUAGAAAAAAGCAUUUUAAGAAAAAGCAUUAAACAAAAUUAUAUACAUUCCAUCAAUAAAAGUUUAAAUCAUUUUUUCAAUAAUAAAGAAAAUAUACAUUAUACAAAGGAGUUAAGAAAAGAAAAUAUAUUAAGUGGUAAUAGAACUAUAUCAACUAAUAUACCUGAGGAAAAGGAAAUAGUAGUUCAUGACAAAUAUAAAGUGCAAAUCUCUUUAUGUAUUGAUAGGUUUCCUUUAAAUUUUGUUCAAGAAGAAUUUGAAAGAGAUUUUGAAAAUUUUAAAGAUGAAUGGCUUUUAAGAACUAAUAAUAAUUUAGAAAUAAGCGAAGAUUUUUUGCAUAUGAAAUAUAAUUUAAACUCCUUUGAUGAAAAGAAAAACUUUGAAGAAAAUAACUUAGACAAUAUCAAUUAUAAAAAAAAAGAAAAAGGAAAAGAAAAUGAAUAUGAAGAUGAAAAUGAGGAAGCAUAUGAAAAAAAAAAUGAAAAGGAAGAUUUGGAAAACCUACUUUCCCUUGAAGGAAUACAAAAUAUUUUUAAAACAAAAGAAAAAAAAAAAAGUGAUGAAGAUAUAAAAGAGAAAAAAAAAAAUGAUGUUGAUAUAAAUGAAUAUGAUUACAAAAAUAUUAAAAGAAAACCAAAUCAUUUUUUAUAUUUAUUAGUUAAAUAUAAAAAAACCAAUAAAUGGAUGUUUCCAUUAAUUGAUUUUAAAAAAAAUUUAACAAUUAGGCAAAAUUUAAAAUAUUUAUGUUCUGAACAUCUAAAAUGUGAAAUUCCAUUUUUCGUUGGUUAUUGCCCAUGUACUUUUGAAAAAAGGAAAUUUAAAACUCCUCUUCUUUUUAAUGAAAUUAUUGGCAGAAAAAUUUUUUAUUAUAGAGCUCAUUACACAGAUAAUGAAAAAAAUUUAAACAUAACACAAAAUGAAUAUAUAAAUGAUUUUGCUUGGUUAUCUCGUUCAGAACUAAAAAAUUUUUUAUCAAAACAUAAAUAUCAUGUAAUAAAAGAUGCAUUGCCUUUAACUUAA